Molecule: messenger RNA, 1494 nt
Organism: Monoraphidium neglectum
Lineage: Eukaryota; Viridiplantae; Chlorophyta; Chlorophyceae; Sphaeropleales; Selenastraceae
Product: WD repeat-containing protein 74
Exons: 6
Coding region: 1-1494 (497 amino acids)
Biological process (GO): ribosomal large subunit biogenesis
Cellular component (GO): nucleolus; preribosome, large subunit precursor
Molecular function (GO): protein binding
Source: RefSeq, a predicted model, not a curated record
AUGGAACCGCAAGCAUCGGCGGCUUUUCGCCUGGUGGCCGCAGACGAGCUUGGGCUCCUGAAGGUGGUGGAGGUGCCGGCCGGUCCGAAAUGGGGCGAUGCAGCUGUAGUGGCCAACUGGGGCACCGUGGAUCGCAAGAACGGCAUCACGGCUCUGUGCAGCACCUCCAGCUCCUUUGAGCCAGGCACACCAUCGUUGCUGGCAGCUGGGCGCCUGGGCGGCAGCGUGCAGGUCCUGGACGGUGGUGCGGGAACCCAGGUGGCGUCCUGGCAGGCAGCGGGCGAGCAGCGCAACGUCGGUAGCCCGGGCACUGCCAGGGUGGUGGGCGUCCAUUUCCUGGGGAGCCUGCCACCCGGCAACGGCCUGUCUGCGGCAGACGCGGCAGCCGCCGCACACCUCAGAGCUCUCAGCGUCACGGCGGGCGGGCGCGUGAGCCUGCACACGGCGGUGGCGGGCGCGCAGGCUGCUUGGGAGCAGAGCAGCAGCUUCCAGGCGGCGCCCUCGGUGGCCUGCUCGGCCCUCAGCGGUGACAGCGCCGCCCUGGCGGUUGGCGGAGAGGGCUGCCAGCUGAGCCUGUGGGACCUUGCAACGCAGUCGCGCGCGUGGCAGGCCAAGGGCGCCAAGCCCAGCAGCAUCGGACUCGUGGACCUGGCACACGUCACCGCGGCCACGUUCCUGGACGGCGGGGGCGGCUACCUCGGCCGCAGCGGCAGGGGCGGUGGGGCUGGCGGAGGGGAGGACGCCAGCUGCUCUGUGGGCCGACGUGUGGUGGUGGCGGGCAACACCAGCCACAAGCUGCUGCUGUACGACACAGCGGCUGGGCGGCGGCCCCAGAUGGAGGUGGCCUGGCGGGACGCGCGCGUCACUGCGCUGGCGGUAGAUGAUGCAGGGCAGCGCGUGUGGGCGGCCAACGGCGCGGGCGCUGUCGAGGCGCUGGACCUGCGCACAGGCCGCAUGGGCGGCGCCCUCAAGGGGGCGGCCGGCUCAGUGCGCGCGCUGGCGAUUCAUCCUGGCGGCGAGCCGCUUAUUGCUUCCGCAGGGCUGGAUCGUUUUGUGCGCGUGCACAAUGCCACGAGCCGCGCAAACCUGGGCCGUGCUUACACGAAGCAGCAGCUUACAACCGUGGCCUGGCUGCCUCCGUUGGCGGCGGCCGCGGCCCCGGAAGCGGUUGAUCGCAGCAGGCAGGAGCCCCAGCCGCGGCGUCAGGCCGGCAAGAAGCAGCGGCGCGAGGCUGACUCGGAGGAGUCAGAGGAGUCGGAGGAAUCGGAGGAGCUGGAUGUGGGCUCGGCCGACGGCUCGGACGAUUCUGACAAUGACUCUGAAGAUAGCAGCGACUCAGGGGACGAGGGCGGCGGCGCCCAGCAGCAGAAACAACGCGGCAGUGGCAGCGGCGGUAGUGGUGGCGGGCGGGGCCGCGGUGGCGGUGGUGGCGGCCGCCGUGGCGGUGGCAGGUCGGGCAGGGGCAGGCACACAGGCGUCAAGCGGCGAAAAUAG